ACAAGGACCUGUACAAGGAGGCCAUGAUGGAGGAGCACCAGCCUCUUAUAUCACAAGCAAAUCCCAGUGAGAAUUCUGAGGGAAACUUCAUGUCAUCACUAAAUUAUAAUGUAGAAGAAGAAGAUAUCAUGCUGCACUUUCCAGGGGAAAACCUCACUACCGUUAAACUAUAUCCAGGACUUCACAAUACAGAUCUGUCAUAUAAUACCCCUAAUUAUGAGAGAGCUUCUACACACAGAGGAAUUCACACAGGAGAGAAGUUGUAUUCAUGUUCCACUUGUGGGAAAUCUUUUACAGAUAAAUCACAUCUUGUUAAACAUAAGAGACGUCACGCAGGAGAACAACCAUAUUUAUAUUCAGAAAAUUUUACAGAUAUUUCACUUCUUGAUACACAUCAGAGGAAUCGCACGGUAUUGCAGCCAUAUUCAUGUUCAGAAUGUGGGAAGUGCUUUACAAAUAAAUCAGAUCUCAUUAGACAUGAGAGCUAUCACACAGGAAAUAAGCUGUAUCCAUGUUCAGAAUGUAGGAAAUGUUUUACCACAAAAUCAAAUCUUGUUGUCCAUGAGAGAUGUCACACAGGAGAGAAACCGUAUUUAUGUACAGAAUGUGGGAGAUGUUUUACACAGCGAUCAAGUCUUGUUUCCCAUGAGAGAAUUCACACAGGAGAGAAGCCUUAUUCAUGUUCAGAAUGUGGGAAAUGCUUUGCAAAUAAAUCAGUUCUUGUUAGACAUGAGAGAACUCACACAGGAGAGAAGCUAUAUCCAUGUUCAGAAUGUGGGAGAUGUUUUAACACUACUUCACAACUUGUUACACAUGAAAGAUGUCACACAGGAGAGAAACCAUAUUCAUGUUCAGAAUGUGGGAAAUGUUUUACACAGAAAGCACAACUUGUUUUCCAUGUGAGAAGUCACACAGGAGAGAAACCAUAUUCAUGUUCAGAAUGUGGGAAAUAUUUUACAAGGAAAUCAUAUGUUGUUAGACAUCAGAAAUCUCAUACAGGGGAUAAGUUGUAUUCUUGUUCAGAAUGUGGGAAAUGCUUUACACAUAAAGAAUAUCUUAUUGCACAUGAGAGAAUCCACUCAGAAGAGAAGCCUUACUUAUGUUCAGAAUGUGGAAAAUGUUUUAAAUGGAAAUCACAUCUUGUUUCCCAUAAGAGAGUUCACACAGGAGAGAAGCCAUAUUCGUGUUCAAUAUGUAAGAAAUGUUUUAGUGAUAAAUCAUAUCUUAUUACACAUGAGAGAAGUCACACAGGAGAAAAGCCGUAUUUAUGUUCAGAAUGUGGGAAAUGUUUUAGAAAGAAAGAACAACUUGUUUCCCAUUUGAGAAGUCAUAUAGCAGGGAAGCCAUAUUCAUGUUCAGAGUGUGGGAAAUGUUUUAAAGAUAAAAUAUAUUUUGUUGCACAUCAAAGAUAUCACACAGGAGAGAAGCAGUUUUCAUGCUCAGAAUGUGGGAAAUGUUUUAUUACUAAAUGCAUACUUAAGAAGCAUGAGAGAAGUCACACAGGAGAGAAGCCGUUUUCAUGCUCAGAAUGUGGCAAAUGUUUUACUACUAACUUCAUACUUAAGAGGCAUCAGAGAAUUCACACAAGAGAGAAGCCAUUUUGAUGUUUUAUAUGUGGAAAACUUUUAGUACGGAAAUCAAAUACCAAAGCUCAUGAGUUCAGAAGAAACUUUAUAAGGUGUUUUGAAUAUGGGAAAUGCUACAAUACAAAAAAAAAAAGAACUUUAAACUCUGGUAUUCACAGACAUAACAGAAAUAACGGGGCUACAUGGCAACAUAUGUACAUUUCUGCGAUUUAAUGGUAAACUUAUCUAGAUACUGGAGCUGAGUAAUAUAUCGGUGGUGGGAAUCGCUUGUGAUGUCACAUCUGUUAAUUAACUCCUGAAUAAUGCCAACAUGAAGUCAGUGACCAAGUGAUGCUCAUAUAUGUGUUUCAAAACCAGGUGCGGGUCAAAAACACAGAAGAGGUGCGAAUCAUUUCACCUGAUAUCUGUGGAGGCUUCGCUACUGGUUUUUGCUCACAAUAACUGACCAAAUAGCUAAAGUGUGAAUUCAGCCUUAUUAUUAUUUUGUAUGUCAGAUAAGUACUGGCCGGUAGGUGGCCCACUCAUUUCGUUUGUGCUUGUUAAAUAAUGAUUAGACCAUACUUUAUUAUUAUUUUUUGUAAUAUGCAUUUUUCAAUUUUUUAAAUAAAAAAUUAUAUAUUUUUUCGAUUAUCUCUCAAUAAAACACCAAUCCCCGGCUGUUUGGGAAUAAUACUAGAACAAAAAUCAUAUAAAAUGUAAUUGCACAAGAGCAGCACAGUUAUACGGCUUUAUGGUGAUAAUCUAGCCAAAUAACAUUUCUUUGGGUGAUUUACAGUUACCAUUUCAGGUUGUACAAUUGGAUAUAAAACAUCUACUGAUGCCUCAUGACGUUUUUUAGAAAUCAUUUGAUAAAUCCUGUAUUUUAAAUCUUACAGUUAAAUCGGUUUUCUCAUCUCGGACAUUUAUGACAUAUCCACAGGCUGAGAGGAGGCCUGGUUACAGAUAUAGUCAGGAUUACUGCACUAUGCUGUAUCUUUACCUCACAUUCACUUCUAUGGGCAUCACAGAAACAGUAAUGCAGGGAGUUUGGCUGUUUUCGUAAACCAGACCAGAUUUUCAGCUUGGAUGUGGUAGCCAGUGGGACAAGGCCAGUGGACCCCCAUAUUAGAGAUAGGUGCAGAACUCAAGGGGUGGGUCCCCUAUCUCAGGUAUAUCAUAAAUGUCUAAAAUAAGAAUUAAAAAACAAUGCUGCUUUAAUAAUAUUGAAGAUAACGUUAAAAGUGAAAUCCUGUGUGAUCGUCUACUGCUCUGACUUGAUUCAUGAGCUCCCACCUUAAAGGGAACCUGUCACGUUGAACAUGGUGUGUGAGCUGCAGGCAGCAUGUUAUAGAGGAGGAGGAGCUGAGAAGAUUGAUAUUUUG
Bufo bufo (common toad) is the source of this 2947-nucleotide messenger RNA. RefSeq names its product zinc finger protein OZF-like. The record is from RefSeq and is a predicted model, not a curated record. Lineage: Eukaryota; Metazoa; Chordata; Amphibia; Anura; Bufonidae. Gene Ontology annotation, molecular function: RNA polymerase II cis-regulatory region sequence-specific DNA binding; DNA-binding transcription factor activity. The transcript is spliced from 2 exons. The coding region runs from base 24 to 1604 and encodes 526 amino acids. Gene Ontology annotation, biological process: regulation of transcription by RNA polymerase II.